AUGGCUGAAUCUGUUAUUUUGCAGUCCUCACACUGGGUCAGGAGCGCGCCGAUCUGCGCUUUUGGAGCGAAGUGCCAUGUUCCCACGCUGGCAGACGUCUUUGAACGCGUCAUCCAACAAUCGUCCAGGAUGCACAGCAUUUCCAGCGACCUGCAUGCUGAGUUUGAGCAGGACUCCUACCCCAGCAGGAAGCAGGUAGGAAAGUGGAAGUGUCACACACAUGACAUCCUGGCACCAGGAGACAAGAAGAAUGCACAAAGUCUUGGCAGAGAAGAGCUGACCCAGGUGAUCCUCAGGCUUCUGGGGGCCUGGAGGGACCCCCUGUUACAGCUGCACCAGAGCAUGAGACAGCAGCAGGAAGAGGACCAGGGGCCACACAGCUCCAAUAUGGCACUGGAGAUGAGUGACGUCAUCCAGGAGCUGAGGGCCGGAGUGUUGAAAAUGGCAGACAAGAUGAAGCUUCUGGGCGUGCUCAGUGGCAACACAGUAGCUCCCGCCCCCCCAGAGGGAGCGCUCCAUUCGUCUGGCUCCUACAAGAGAGGAGCGGCGAGCCCCGUGGACCACAACGACCUGCUCCAUUGCCUCAGCCGUGACUCGGACAAGGUGAAAAAUUACCAUCGCAUCCUGCAGUGCUCCACGCUGCCAGGACUGGAAUGUUAAGUGGCACGCUCAUCUCACUCGUUAGCUACUCAGCCGUGUAUGCAAAUAUAAUAAACAAAAAUGCAAGCUCG
Messenger RNA from Nerophis lumbriciformis (worm pipefish), 731 nucleotides. The record is from RefSeq and is a predicted model, not a curated record. Lineage: Eukaryota; Metazoa; Chordata; Actinopteri; Syngnathiformes; Syngnathidae.